AUGGGGGUUUUUGGGCUUGUCGAUCCUAGCAAUGUUCUUGCAAAAUUAUCAGGAGAGACAAAGAGAAACCGGAGCUUGCCUUUUUUGAUGCUCAAUGCUGACAGGAUUUUCAUCCAUUUCAUCGCCGCAGUUCCUUCAUUAAUUCUCACCGCAGCAGUUCUCCUUGGAGACAAAAUGUACUCUUCCAGUUCUUUGGUCCUAAUGACGCCUCUCAACAACGGCUCCCGACCCUUCGAUCGUUGGUACGAUCAACCAGCAAUCACUGAAUAUUGCUGGUCCCAAAUGAAAGCAGUCGAGGUCGAAAACGGUCAAAUAACGGAGACGUCGAUUUGGCACUAUUCGAUGUUUCCCUACGUAAUGGUUCUUUUUUGCUUAAUUCCUUUGGUCGCAAAUCUCGCUUGGAGAGUCAUUGAUCUUAGCGAGCUCGCUCACGCGCUGGAUUUUAUCAUCGACGGAAUAGAAGAGUCCAUUCAAGACAGCGUCGCAUUCCUCAUCAAACGAGCCAAAAGCAAUGGAAGACUUGACAAUUCGAAUAAUCCGCAAACUGCGACGGAAAACUCAGCUUUUGUUCAGCCAAAUUUAUACAAAGAUUAUGUCAGAUCUUUCAAAGUCGAAAAAUUCACCGAAUUCAAUCAAAUACUCAACAAGUACUCCAAACAAGCUGAUUUCCGGCUAAAGCUGAAAUUCUUGAGAUUAAUAAGCCUCUCCUGCGUUUUAAUCGAGAACUGUUUGUGCUACUACAUCUACCUCGUUCCCGCCAGAAAUCCAGUCACGUUCGGCUGCUACCUUCCUCAAGAACUGGCUGAUUCUAGCGGCCAGAAAAUCGGGUAUUUCGUCUUUUCGCCGGUAACGACUAGGACUCUUCUCCUCUGGUCGAUGUUUUACCUGAACUGGGUUAUUCUUGCUUUCGGUCUUUUUGCGUUUUACACGAACCCGAAAACAACGAAGAAAAACCCCGGGGUGCAGCUCGCCGACCACCUUCCCCAAAUCGACGACGACCUGAAAUUCGACGAAAGCAAAGAUCUCCACUACAUUCUCUCCCUCGUCCACACCAACCGAUUCCGUUACGAAAGCCUUCGUUUCGGCUUCCACAUUCUCGCAGUUUCGAAACUGGCCUCCUCGGAUUUGGACAAAAAGCACCACGAGUUCUUGAAAGCAAUGAGGGAAUCUGCACUGUGGGAGGCUUCGAGAAACUCGGCGGAUGAAAUAAUUGCCGGAAUUAAUCAAAAUGUAAAAUUAUGA
Oikopleura dioica is the source of this 1242-nucleotide messenger RNA. Lineage: Eukaryota; Metazoa; Chordata; Appendicularia; Copelata; Oikopleuridae. The record is from the annotation of a GenBank genome assembly.